AUGCUUGCCAGACGGGCGCUGCUCCGGCUACAGCAGCCGCUCAGGCAGUGUGCCACCCGGAGACCGUUCUCCACGACUGAGCUCAGCAAUGGCAUCAAGAUGGCCUACGAGCUGUGGGAGCCGGAAAAGGGACAGGAACCUCAAGGCGCGCCAAUAGUCUUCCUGCAUGGUCUUUUUGGAUCCAAGAGGAAUCAUCGCGCCAUCAGUAAAGCUCUCGUCCGCGACCUGAAACGACCCAUCUACGCCGUUGACACACGGAACCAUGGCGACUCAUCUCACGAUCCUAGACACGACUACGAGGCAUUGGCCGAAGAUCUCGAGCUCUUCAUUGAUAGCAACAAGAUCGAAGAUAGCACCCUCAUCGGACACUCCAUGGGCGCAAAAGCAGUCAUGACGGUUGCGCUGCGAAAGCGUGUACCAAUCGGGAAUCUGAUACCAGUGGACAACGCGCCUGUGGAUGCUGCCUUGAAAUCGGACUUUGGAAAGUACUGCAUAGGCAUGCGCAAGAUCGAAGAGGCCGGCGUCAAGUCGCUGAAGGACGCCGACACGAUCCUCGCCGAUUACGAAGAGAGUCUACCCAUCAGGCAGUUCCUGCUCACAAACCUGAUGCGAGCGGAAGAUGGGACGCAGAAGUUCAAGGUGCCGCUGAAGUACUUGACUGACUCGUUGAACAAGCUCGGCGACUUCCCAUUCAAAGAUCCGCACCAGGCAAGAUGGGAAGGUCCGACUCUUUUCACCAGAGGCACAAAGAGCCACUAUAUCUCCGACGAGAUGCUGCCUGUGUGUGGACGGUUCUUUCCCAACUUCGAACUGGCCGAUGUCGACUCUGGGCACUGGGUCAUUAGUGAGAAGCCGGAUGACUUUAGGCAAGCUGUGGUCGACUUUCUGUCGAAGAAGGACUGA
Messenger RNA from Fulvia fulva, 903 nucleotides. Its product is annotated as Abhydrolase domain-containing protein. NCBI's taxonomy places the organism in Eukaryota, Fungi, Ascomycota, Dothideomycetes, Mycosphaerellales, Mycosphaerellaceae. The coding region runs from base 1 to 903 and encodes 300 amino acids. The record is from RefSeq and is a predicted model, not a curated record. Gene Ontology annotation, cellular component: mitochondrion. The transcript is spliced from 3 exons.